ACAUCCAGUAGGCAGAGGAGUGUGCACGCACUCUGAGAGGAUUGUGUGUUUGGACUUUUGACAUAAAUCUUGAUCAAUAGAUUUUCUUUUAAAUUCAACAACAGUGUGUGUAGGGUGCAGACUGUUGCAGUUUGCAGCUGACUGUCAGCUGUGGAGAGCGCAUCUUUACAAUGAAGUGGAGAAGCAUCAUCUUAUUUGUGUCUGUCUGCUCCUUUUCUGCUUAUUACAUUUAUGAACCCCUUCCUGAACAGAUGGAACAGAAAUGGAAAAUUAUGCUCACCAACUCUUUCUUCAGAACUCUCAGCCAUGUGGCAGACUUCAGUGAGUUAGUGGGGCUGCAGCACUAUAUGGGUGUGAUGUACCUCAUUACUCUGAUUGAGAAAGUAGUUCCAUUGUCUGAUGCACAUGUCCAGGUCAUAGAGGAGUCUUUUGAAGGAGUGGAUGUACUUGUGUAUCAGCCACAGCAGAAAGCAGAUAGCAGUGAUCUCAGAAGAGCUGUGGUAUACCUGCAUGGUGGGGGCUGGUGUCUAGGCAGUCCUAGAAUGAGCCCAUAUGAUCUCUUGGCCAGGAAGAUUGUAAAGGAGCUAAAUGCUGUUGUUCUUUCUGUAGAUUAUCGUCUUGCUCCUCCUCACCACUUCCCUGAGCCAUAUGAGGAUGUGUACCGAGUGGUGAAACGUUUCCUCCAGAAGGAGGUGCUGGCACAGUAUUCUGUGCACCCAGGACGUGUCGCUGUGUCCGGGGACAGUGCAGGGGGGAACUUGGCAGCUGCGGUCACUCAGCAGUUACUGAAUGAUCCAGAGCAACAAGUUAAUUUCAAGGCUCAAGGUCUACUGUACCCAGUGAUGCAGGCCCUGGACCUCAACACACCAUCAUACCAGCAGAAUCAGGACAUGCCCCUCCUGCCACGUACCCUCAUGGUGCGCUUUUGGAGCGAGUACUUCACCAGUGACAAAAAACUAUUCAGCGCAAUGAUGGCUAACUUACAUAACAGCCCUGAGUCUUCUACUCUGCUGAAGUUUGUUAACUGGAGUGCCUUCUUACCUGAAAGAUACCAUAAACAGUACAAUUACAGUGCACCAGUGGUGAUGCAGGAAAAGAGCAAGGCAUUAGAUAGACAAUGGCGUUGGAUUGGAGACCCCAGAGCAUCCCCCCUGUUGGUUCCAGAUUCAGCUCUGCAUGCUCUGCCAAAGACCUAUGUCCUGACCUGCGAGUUUGAUGUCCUGCGAGACGACGGGGUCAUGUAUGUCACACGACUGCGCGCGGCUGGUGUGGACGUGACGCAUCAUCACUAUGAGACAGGAUUCCAUGGAGCAAUGAUGUUCACUGUGUGGCCAACUGAUUUCCUGAUAGCACACCUAAUGACUGACAACUUUGUCAAAUGGCUACAAGUGAGCUUGUAAAAACAAAGACAAUAUUUGAAUUAUUUCAUUCCUCUUUUUAUCUUGUAUUAUACAAAUGCACAUGACAAAUGCUUUUGGAAGCUGGUGCAAAGUGUGUGAAGAAUGCUGAUGUAUAGACCACUGUGAUUCAAGAUGACUGUACAUUUUUGAAAAGAAACAGAGGAAGCACAGUGUUUGACACUUGAAUGUAAAAAAUAGUGUAUUGACAAAACAACUGAGGGAAAAAACAACAGCUAUUUAGACCAUAGUUUUUUUCCCCAGGGCCCAUUUACUUACUUUCAUAUACUAAGGUAAUAUAACCUUGACAAACUGUUUAGUUGAUAAAUGCACUGAACUUCUUGUGGGAGUGUUGCUUUUUGCACAAAUAUGUUCUAUAGAUAAAUACAUGUAAUAUAUUUCACUUUAAGUCAUGUUAAUCAUUAUUGAUCAUAUGUUAAUCAUUGUUCAACUGUAACUGUUUAUUUUCAUGAAAAGAAAACCCUAUAACUGAAACAUAUCCCAUAUUCUUUAUUUUAUUUUAUUUGUUGUCAGUACAAGAAGCAUGUGCACAUCGAAAAGAGAAAACAAAUAUUGGCUCAAAGGGAAUAUGUAGAAGUUCAAGGAACUUGUAGGGUCCUACUCUUCAUACAUUGUUACUGUGCUUUUUACUCUGGUGAGCUACUUUUACAACUACUCGUUUGUGAACGCUAGAAACUUUAUAGUCUAUAAGUCUUGAUAACAGUGACAGUGGGCUAUAGAUGGGGUACAGGUAAAUCAUGCCCGUAAAUCCUAGAUCAUGAUCCAUUUAUCAGUGCACAGAGUUUAAACAUUAAAAGUAUACAAUGG
This is a messenger RNA of Periophthalmus magnuspinnatus, 2225 nucleotides long. It is a transcript of the gene aadac, whose product is annotated as arylacetamide deacetylase. The record is from RefSeq and is a predicted model, not a curated record. The coding region runs from base 171 to 1400 and encodes 409 amino acids. Gene Ontology annotation, molecular function: carboxylic ester hydrolase activity. The transcript has 5 exons. Gene Ontology annotation, cellular component: membrane. NCBI's taxonomy places the organism in Eukaryota, Metazoa, Chordata, Actinopteri, Gobiiformes, Gobiidae.